AUGAUUAAAGAAGAAAAAGGGAGUGAGGGCGUGCUCGGCGAUCCACCCUGUGUUGCGAUCGCUAUCAUAAACGGAGAGCAAUCCAUAUCGUACAAAUUACCAGACCAUAACAGUAUAUAUACGGCGGAAUACAUUGCACUCCUGGAAGGAGUCCACCUAGCCAUUCAACUACCCGAUCCCACAAUUAACAUUUGUACAGAUUCGCUCAGCGCUCUAAACAAUCUGAAAUAUAAUUUACAUUCAAGCAUCCUAGCAAUCAAAAUAAGCAACAUCAUUGAAAAUGCCAACAAGAACAUACGGUUCAUAUGGACACCUGGCCACAGCGGAAUUGAUGGCAACGAGAAAGCUGACAAAGCAGCUCGUGAAGCAGUAAAUAACCCUCUGACUGAAAUACGCACGUACUCCUCACUCAUCGACAUCCAUAGAAAUGUCAACACCUAUUGUACCAGUUUAUGGGAAUCUGAAUGGCGUCGUACUCCCAAUAACAUGGACAUCUUAUGUGCAGAGAAGAACCUGCAAUAUGUGAAACCUGCAGAGAACCUCUCACAGUAA
Molecule: messenger RNA, 552 nt
Organism: Acyrthosiphon pisum (pea aphid)
Lineage: Eukaryota; Metazoa; Arthropoda; Insecta; Hemiptera; Aphididae
Exons: 2
Coding region: 1-552 (183 amino acids)
Molecular function (GO): RNA-DNA hybrid ribonuclease activity; nucleic acid binding
Source: RefSeq, a predicted model, not a curated record